AUGAGGAUCAUCCAGAUCAACCUCAACCACUGCGAAGUAGCCCAUAGCCUACUCGAGCAGGUCUUAAGAGAGAAGCGGGCAGAUAUAGCCCUAAUAAGCGAGCCGUACAAAAAAGUCGAGACGCAAAGCUACAUCCUGGACUCCUCCAAGACAGCGGCUAUCUGGGCAGGCAGACAACCCGAAAGCGUACAACCCAGACAGUUCACCCACAUAUUAGACGAGAUAGCCCAGGACGCAAGGCACAGAUCCCAGGUGGUGAUCGCUGGCGACUUCAACGCCUGGUCAGAGGAUUGGGGCUCAACGCGCACCAACGCUAGGGGUCGAACCCUCCAAGAGACCUUUGCGACUCUCGACGUAGCCCUGCUGAACACCGGCUCCCAAAACACGUUCAGCAAGGCGGGGUAUGGAUCAAUCGUGGACCUUACCUUCUGCAGCAGUGGUUUGUAUCGGAGGACAACGUGGUCCCUCAGCAAUGACUACACUGCGAGCGACCACAAAUACAUAGUCUGCGAUUUAGAGGAUAGAGAGCAAGCUCCCACAGCAGCGAGGUCAUCAAGAUUCAACCCGGCUUCAUUGCAACCGCUAAAAUUCGCAGAGGAACUAAGGAUUCCAGAUCCUUCAGGCGACGUAGAAUGCGAAGUUCACAACACCAUGGCUGCGGUUCUACAGGCCUGCCGAGCCAGCAUGAGGUGUAGCCGCGGGCAUUCAAGACACCAUGAACCGGUGCCCUGGUGA
Molecule: messenger RNA, 735 nt
Organism: Drosophila bipectinata
Lineage: Eukaryota; Metazoa; Arthropoda; Insecta; Diptera; Drosophilidae
Molecular function (GO): catalytic activity
Source: RefSeq, a predicted model, not a curated record